CGGACAUGGCGUCCCCGGCCUCCCGCGAGCCCGAGACGGCCGACGUGCUGCCUCAGCACCGGUUCGACCGCGAGGCGCUGGAGGCCUACCUGGACCAGCACUUGCCGGGGUUCGGGGCCGAGCCCGAGGCCGGGCUGACCGCCGUCCAGUACAGAUCAGGACAGUCCAAUCCAACCUUCUAUCUCCAGAAGGGCCUGCAGGCGUAUGUGCUCAGGAAAAAACCACCUGGUUCCCUUCUUCCUAAAGCACACCAGAUCGAUAGAGAAUUUAUCGUCCAAAAAGCUUUGUUUUUAAAUGGAUUCCCUGUCCCCAAGCCUUUACUGUACUGCAGUGAUGCUUCUGUCAUUGGAACAGAAUUCUACGUGAUGGAACAUGUGCGAGGUCGAAUCUUUCGCGAUCACACAAUUCCCGGAGUUAGCCCCGCAGAACGCUCAGCCAUCUAUGUGGCCAUGAUAGAAACCUUGGCUCAGUUACAUUCCUUGAAUGUAAAGUCAUUGCAGCUGCAAGGAUAUGGCAAAGGUGCUGGCUACUGCAAAAGACAGGUGUCAACCUGGACAAAGCAGUACCAAGCUGCAGCUCAUCAAGACAUCCCUGCCAUGACCCAGCUCUCUAACUGGCUAAUGAAAAACUUGCCAGAGAAUGACAAUGAAGAAAGUUUGGUUCAUGGAGAUUUCAAACCAGAUAACAUAGUUUUCCACCCCACAGAGUCUCGAGUUAUAGCAGUACUGGAUUGGGAACUUUCAACCACUGGUCACCCUUUGUCAGACUUGGCUAAUUUUUCCAUGUUCUACUUUUGGCCAAGGACAAUUCCAAUGUUAAAUCAAAGUUCUCAUUUGCAAGAAAACAUAGGGGUGCCAUCAAUGGAAGAACUGAUUUCAAUAUAUAGCCGCUGCAGGGGAAUUAAUUCUAAUCUUCCUAACUGGAAUUUUUUUCUUGCCCUUUCAUACUUUAAAAUGGCAGGAAUAGCACAGGGAGUAUAUAGUAGAUAUCUAAUGGGAAAUAAUGCAUCCGAGGAUAGCUUUUUGUUUGCCAAUAUUGUACAACCCCUGGCAGAAACAGGAUUACGACUCUCAAAAAGAACUUUCAGUACGACUCUGCCACAGGGUGACAAGACCCGGCAGUUGUUUGCACAGACAAGGAGCGGCCAGGAAGUGCUAAUGAGGGUAAAGCAUUUCAUGAAACAACACAUCCUUCCAGCUGAGAAGGAGGUAAUUGAGUUCUACAUGGACAAUGACAAUUCAGUGGACAAGUGGAGACAACCUACAGUGAUUGAUAAGCUCAAGGAAAUGGCCAAAGCAGAGGGCCUCUGGAACUUGUUUUUGCCAGCGCUCAGCGGACUCAGCCAGGUGGACUAUGCCUUCAUUGCUGAAGAAACGGGGAGAUGUUUUUUCGCUCCAAAUGUCUUUAACUGCCAAGCACCAGACACAGGGAACAUGGAGGUGCUCCAUCUAUACGGGAGUGACAAGCAGAAGCAGGAGUGGCUUGAGCCUCUUCUCCAAGGGACCAUCACUUCCUCCUUCUGCAUGACAGAGCCCGAUGUAGCUUCAAGUGAUGCCACAAAUAUUCAGUGUAGCAUCCGACGAGACGGAGACAGCUAUGUAAUUAAUGGCAAGAAAUGGUGGAGCUCUGGAGCUGGGAAUCCAAAGUGCAAAAUAUUCAUUGUUUUGGGAAGAACUGAGAACACCUCUGCCAGCAGACACAAACAACACAGCAUGAUUCUUGUUCCGAGAAAUACACCUGGAAUAAAACUUGUAAGACCUUUGUCAAUUUUUGGCUACAUGGAUAAUUUUCAUGGAGGACAUUUUGAGAUCCAUUUUAAUCAUGUGCGAGUUCCUGCCACCAAUUUAAUACUAGGUGAAGGCAGGGGGUUUGAAAUGGCCCAAGGCCGCCUAGGACCUGGCAGAAUCCACCACUGUAUGCGAGCAGUGGGUUUGGCCGAGCGCGCUUUGGAGAUCAUGUGCGAGCGGACCACACAGAGGGUGGCCUUUAAGAAGAAACUCUAUGAACACGAGGUUGUGGCUCACUGGAUCGCAGAAAGCCGCCUUGCCAUCGAGCAGAUCCGCUUGCUGACCUUGAAAGCUGCCCACAACAUUGACACUCUGGGCAGCGCUGGCGCCAGGAAAGAGGUGGCAAUGAUUAAAGUGGCCGCCCCGCGGGCCGUCUGCGGCAUCAUUGACCGGGCCAUCCAGGUGUGCGGAGGUGCGGGCAUCUCCCAGGACUACCCUCUGGCUUACAUGUAUGCCCUCGCCCGGACUCUGCGCCUGGCAGACGGCCCCGACGAGGUGCACCUGUCCUCCAUCGCCGCCAUGGAGCUGCGGGACCAGGCCCAGCGCCUGCGGCCCAAGAUGUAGGCCGCCCGCGGCUUCCCUUGGGGGGCUGCAGGGGCUCCAGCCUUUGAAUCUCACGGCCUUUACAGCAGAUUAAGGACAGGAUUAAUUGCUUGUUUUCAGUAAAGAUUUGAACAUCUUGUUUGAUCAAUGGGUUUUGUUAAAUAAGGGUCACCUGGGUUUUAGUUAAAUUAAGAAAUUCUAUAGCAGUUGUCAGCCUAGUACCCUCUUUUUUAACAUUUUUUUUAAACACUAAAAUUAUAAGGCGAUUGUAGUGGGGAGAAAUAGCUCAGUGAAACCAAAGGUGUGGUGGUGGAAGAAUUCACCAGAGAGCAUGGAGAACAGGAAGGGCAGUUUAUUGGAGCAUCCUGCAAGAGAGCAGGAGGCAAGAGGGAGAGGUCUGUGCGGGAAGGAUUUGGGGCUCCCUUUUAUAACCUUUUUUGAGAGCUUUCAGGAUGGGGUGUUGGUCUGUCCAACUGGGGGACACUUUCUGCUGGGACAUCAGGUUUUCCAGGUGUAAGGGCAGGAAUGACACAGGGCAGGUUUUCUGUGAUCCCAUGCAGAUGGGGUAAAGGAGGAGAGAGUCCUGGAGACCUCGGCGGCUUUUCAGGCUUUUAUUGGGAUUUACCGGGUACGGGGCAGGUAAGGGUGCUGGGGGGCCAGGAGGCUGGCAAGCUGCCCAGCCCCCAGCAAGUCUUCACUCUGUCUGGGCUCUCUGGUGAUUGCUGCUCUGCUCUCUCGUGCUUCUGCUUCUGCUUUUCUGCUUCUCAGCUUCUACUGCUUCUCUGCUGGCGUCCCCGUGACGCCGCCCUUAAAAGCCCAGUCUCAGCCCAGGUGAAUCCCAUCUACCUAGGCCCACACCCUACUCCAGGUGCCCGCCAUCAGGCAUGCGUUCAGGACCGCAGGGUUCCAUCCUCUAUCCUGAUGGCGGGAGGGCAGAAAAGCCUGAUACUUUUUUUUUUUUUUUUUUAAAGAUUUAUUUAUUUAUUUAUACAAGCACUGGGUACAGUCAGAAGCACGGGAGGGUGAGAAAACUCACCAGAGCCAGAGCAGGGAGCAGAGCAGGCAGAAGGACCGAAGUACACUG
Talpa occidentalis (Iberian mole) is the source of this 3414-nucleotide messenger RNA. RefSeq names its product acyl-CoA dehydrogenase family member 11 (gene ACAD11). The transcript has 20 exons. Gene Ontology annotation, molecular function: flavin adenine dinucleotide binding; oxidoreductase activity, acting on the CH-CH group of donors. Bases 6 to 2351 code for a protein of 781 amino acids. Gene Ontology annotation, cellular component: mitochondrion. Lineage: Eukaryota; Metazoa; Chordata; Mammalia; Eulipotyphla; Talpidae. The record is from RefSeq and is a predicted model, not a curated record.